Molecule: messenger RNA, 3711 nt
Organism: Durotheca rogersii
Lineage: Eukaryota; Fungi; Ascomycota; Sordariomycetes; Xylariales; Xylariaceae
Product: GAF domain-like protein
Exons: 3
Coding region: 1-3711 (1236 amino acids)
Biological process (GO): detection of visible light; phosphorylation; phosphorelay signal transduction system
Molecular function (GO): phosphorelay sensor kinase activity; protein binding
Source: RefSeq, a predicted model, not a curated record
AUGACUGAUGAGGGCCAUGCCGUUAUCACGGGUAGGGAUGGCACUUUGCAGCGAUGUGAAGACGAACCGAUCCAUACCCCAGGCGCCGUCCAGUCCUUUGGGCUCCUCGUUGCCUUAAGAGAGGAGACCGAAAGUCGAUUCUCCGUUCGAUAUGUGAGCGAGAACUCCAAGAAGAUCAUUGGGUUCUCUCCUCAAGAGCUUUUUCGGCUUGAAAGCUUCACCGAGAUACUUAGUCAAGAGCAGACAGAUAAUCUUCUUGACCACAUCGAUUUUAUACGGGACGACGAGGCGGAUCCCGCAGUCAACGGGCCCGACGUGUUUAGCAUAUCCAUAUGGCCUCCUCAUAAGAGGUCUAUUAAGCUCUGGUGUGCGCUUCACAUAAAUGAUAAUCACCCCGACCUGGUCAUUUGCGAAUUUGAGCUUGAAGAUGACCAAGACCAUCCUCUCCGGCCACCGGGCGAGCUGACUCCAGAGGAGCCCGAGGACACGCUCUACCAACACCCAACAAUAGAAGAACUCCAAGAGAGCACAGGAGUCAGCAGCAAGCCCUUGAGGGUACUGAGGAACGCGCGCAAAAGACGUGGCGAGGCCAGUGCUAUGCAAGUUUUUGAUAUAAUGUCCCAAGUUCAAGAGCAGCUAUCGUCUGCACCGAACUUGGAGAAGUUUCUUAAGAUCCUGGUAGGGAUCAUCAAGGAGUUGACUGGCUUCCACAGAGUCAUGAUAUACCAAUUUGAUGCCGCGUUUAACGGGAAAGUCGUGACUGAACUCGUUGAUCCUGCCCAGACUCGCGACUUAUACUACGGCCUACACUUCCCUGCUUCCGACAUCCCGAAACAAGCGCGCGAUCUCUAUAAACUCAACAAGGUCCGGAUGCUCUACGACCGGGAUCUAAACUCAGCUAGACUCGUUUGCCGGUCCUUGGAUGAUUUGGAGCAGCCGCUUGACCUUAGCUAUUCCUACCUUCGCGCCAUGUCUCCUAUCCAUCUCAAAUACCUCGCUAACAUGGCCGUCCGGUCCUCCAUGUCCAUUUCGAUUAAUGCAUUCGAUGAGCUAUGGGGUCUCAUCGCGUGCCAUAGCUACGGCCCCAACGGGAUGCGAGUUCCGUUCCCGAUUCGAAAGCUAUGCCGACUAAUAGGGGAUACGGCAUCGCGUAAUAUUGAACGUCUCUCGUAUGCGGCACGUCUGCAGGCCAGGAAGCUCAUUAACACGGCGCCAACUGAUAAAAAUCCUUCCGGAUACAUCACUGCUUCCUCCGAAGACCUGCUCAAGUUAUUCAAUGCAGACUUCGGUAUGUUAUCUAUCCGGGGAGAGACCAAGAUUCUAGGAAAGGUUGAGCAGUCACAGGAAGCGCUCGCCAUGCUCGAGUACCUACGCUUGAGGAAUUUUACUUCUGUUUUGACUAUUCACGAUAUUCGCGAAGAUUUUCGCGACCUCGAUUACCCUCCUGGGUUUUCUACUAUCGCCGGCCUACUAUAUGUUCCACUGAGCGUAGGUGGGCACGAUUUCAUCGCCUUCUGUCGCAAGAGUCAAGUCAGAGAGGUAAAAUGGGCAGGAAACCCGUACGAAAAGGUCAUCAAAGAGGGAACCACGAAUUUCUUGGAACCGCGGUCGAGCUUCCAAGCAUGGCACGAGGUUAUUGUCGGAAAAUGCAGGGAAUGGUCUGAAGAAGAAGUAGAAACUGCUGCAGUGCUAUGCUUAGUAUAUGGCAAGUUCAUCGAGGUCUGGAGGCAAAAAGAGGCGGCAUUGCAGAGUAGCCGACUCACUCGACUUCUGUUAGCCAAUUCCGCACAUGAAGUACGCACACCAUUAAACGCCAUUAUCAACUACUUGGAAAUCGCCUUGGAAGGUUCGCUCGACGAUGAGACCCGAGAAAAUCUAGCAAGAUCUCACUCGGCAUCGAAAUCGCUCAUAUACGUCAUCAACGACCUCCUAGAUCUAACCAACACAGAAGAGGGUCAGGAGUUGAUCAAAGACGAGAUAUUUAACCUGUCAGCUUGUAUACGGGAAGCCACCGAACCUUUCAAGGUAGACGCCAAGCGAAAAGAAAUAUCCUACAAGAUUACCGAGCAUCCUGGCCUUCCCGAAUACGUCCACGGCGACUAUCGUCGCGUACGCCAGGCGGUUUCCAAUAUAACAGCAAAUGCAAUGCAGCAUACAACCGAGGGGUUGGUCGAGGUCGAGUAUUACGUGUCGGAGAUUUUCGAGACUCGCAUCAGAGUCGAAAUCGCGGUCCAGGACACAGGCUGCGGUAUGAGCAGGGAGAAGCUCGACAAUCUGUUCAGGGACCUUGAGCAGGUUACUGCAGAUGCGGACGAACCUACGGCUAUUACGGAGGCUGAAAAGCCAGACGGAGGCCGUGCUCUAGGUCUAGGUCUUGCAGUAGUCGCUAGAAUAGUUCGAAAUAUGGACGGCCAGUUACGACUAAAGUCAGAGGAGGGGAGCGGAUCAAGAUUCGUCAUCCAAAUUCCCUUCGAGUUGCCAACGGUCGAGUCUCUCGAGAAGAUGAGUGGCAGAGACGUUUCCGUCGACUCCCUGCCAACCCACAGCAUUCCGUCCGUCACCAAGGCCUUGCCACGGACAGACGUCGGCGAGCUUAUGCUCAUAAAUAGAGGAACGUCUACACCAGUCUCUGCACAGAACCGCGCCGACAUGGAAAGACGAAGCAUCGACGAGGCGAGAAGUAUCAGUUCCCUGAGGAGCGGCACUAGUCUCGGCGCUCAGAGCAACAAGAGCGAUGCGGACCGCCUGAUUGACGCGAUCCAGACGCCCUUGUCCCUAGGGGAGCCUGAGGAGAAGACCGCUGGUAAGGGUGUACAGCGAUCUAGUGCUAAAGAACAGAGUAUGAGUUCUAACACCAGAGGCGCCUCUAUCCAAGGCCUCAACAUAAUCCAGGCGCACAAUGUCAAUACGAGAAGUAUAGAACGGCACACUACUCCACCACACUUGACAACAAACCUAAUCGAAGCUCCACCAAACUCAUCUAGCAGGGCAUACAGCGUCACGGAUACGAAAACACCUAUCAAACCCGUCAAGAUGUCAGAUGAGUGUUCUGAUAAACCCGCGGUAUCCCCAAAAGAACUGCAGUCUGAAGUGUUGUUCGAAGUCCCCAGCCAAUCUAAACGUGACAUCGGCCAUAUCAACCAAGACACGCCUCCCUCCCCAGAGAACCCAGGUAAAUUACGGGUACUCGUUGCUGAAGACGACCCAAUUAACAUGAUGAUAAUCAAGAAACGCCUUGAGAAGGUCGGGCACGACGUGUACCAUGCGGUUAAUGGUGAAGAUUGCGCCACUGUUUACGAAGAACGACCCAGCGCAUUUGAUGUUGUUCUCAUGGACAUGCAGAUGCCCAUCGUAGACGGUCUCACCAGCACCGAGAUGAUAAGAGCGUUCGAGACAUCAGGGAAAUAUCCGCGAGUGUCCACGCCGGCCGGGGAGCGCGCGAGAAUUCCGAUCUUUGCCGUGUCCGCGUCUCUUUUGGAACGGGAGAGGUCAAUAUAUGUCAAGGCCGGCUUUGAUGGGUGGAUUUUAAAGCCAAUCGAUUUCAAACGACUCGAUUACCUCUUUAAGGGGAUCGCCAGCGAAAAGGCCCGAGGCGAGUGCCUCUACGUGCCUGGCAAUUGGGAACGCGGUGGAUGGUUUUCGCUCCACCCCGAAAUGGGGGGGAGCGCGUCUCGCAAAAUAAUGACACCCCCAAGUCGCGUCAAUACAUGA